This is a messenger RNA of Vespula vulgaris, 1269 nucleotides long. RefSeq names its product homeobox protein 2-like. NCBI's taxonomy places the organism in Eukaryota, Metazoa, Arthropoda, Insecta, Hymenoptera, Vespidae. The transcript is spliced from 3 exons. The record is from RefSeq and is a predicted model, not a curated record. Bases 292 to 1269 code for a protein of 325 amino acids.
GUCGAGACGUUUCAUCGUCGAUGACAAAUUUUAAUUCGGCGUAGAUCCUCCGGAUCGACUUAAUUGAUUCGUAACGAAUUACGACGAAGAAUUUUAGCGAAUGCCAAAGGACAAUUUAAUCCAUUGAAUUUUUUCUAACAUUCCUUGAUCUAUUUGCAGGAUAUAUUUCGUUUCGUCGGUUGGCCAAGGUCGUCGAUUCGCGUACAAAAGUCGAUUCACGAAACGUACGAAAGUCAGUCUUAGCCAGUUAAACGAUUAGAACUUUCAGAAUUUAACAAAUUCAAUCGAAAAAUGAUAUUCGUACGGAAUGUUCUGUUGUUAAUCUUCGUUCGGUAUUGCGUUUGCUUUUAUUAUGAGCCAGGUGGUAUAAGUGAUUCAUUAUUAUCCGGUUCUAGUUUAGAAAAGGGCAAAUUGGAGCGCGUUAAUUUUAAUAAAGAACGAUAUGGUAAUCAGGAUAGAUCUUUAUACGAUAAAGACUUGUCGACGAAUCACCAACGAAAAGAGAACGCGGCUCGUUAUGAUGAGCAGGAUAAUGCACGAGAAGGAUUCGACAAGGAUCGACAUUCUUCGGGUCAUACUGAAAUUUCGAACGAGUCCGACAAUUCUUAUCAUAGACACGGUACUGGCUAUUACAAAAAGGGCUAUCAUAAUACUGGUUUCAGUAAUAAUUAUCGUAAAGACGAGUCCGGUAAUAAGACGAGUUUUUACGAGGAUAGCGACGACGAGAAAGGACAUAGGGCUUUUGACAAAAACGGUGGUUCCUAUGGGAACAAUUUGCAGGAUAGUUUCAGGGAUGGAGCACAUGAUGCUUCUUUUAGGGAAAGAAACAAAGCAGAACAUGGGAAUUAUGAUAAUGGUCAGAGAUAUGUUGAUUCCCGCGCACGUUAUGAUCAGUUUCAAAAUAAUCAGCAAUACGACGAUGGACGGAAAUAUCUGCACGAUGACGUAGGAAGACAUUACGAUAAAAAUCGUGAUCAUUUUGGAGAUUACGGUUAUCACUAUUAUCCAUACGUGUACGAUGAUGGAUAUGUGUCUUCACAUUCUUAUCAGAAUUAUCACGUUGAUGCAAAGCCUAGGCACUACUCCGAGGAUCCAUAUCUUAUCGAAUACUUAAGAAAUCAUCGUUACAUUCCAAAUUAUCGUAAUCGAAGGACCUAUUAUCCAGAUGAUGUGUAUUACGAUAAUGCCUAUCGCAAUCGUUAUUACAAUAUUAAUUACAAAAAUAAUAGAUUUGGGAAUAGAUACUUGCCUUACGAUGGUCGUUAUUAA